Humulus lupulus (European hop) is the source of this 1388-nucleotide messenger RNA. RefSeq lists its product as uncharacterized. The coding region runs from base 305 to 1051 and encodes 248 amino acids. The transcript has 7 exons. The record is from RefSeq and is a predicted model, not a curated record. Lineage: Eukaryota; Viridiplantae; Streptophyta; Magnoliopsida; Rosales; Cannabaceae.
CUUUUAUAUUCUUUUUACAUAAACACCUCUUAUUGGCUGGAACUUUUUUAUCGCUAUAUAUAUACACACCUCAACCGCCGAAUUCAACUACCUUUUCAUUCUUAUUUUUUUCCAUUAAUUAAUAAGAUUAUAUAAAUAUAAUCGUUUCCUUCUCUUCUCUCCUCUCUUUCUUUGCUAGCUCAAUCGCUACAGCACAUCUUAUCAGGUUUAAGCAAUACAUUGGCUUUCUGUGGAUUCUUUAACUGCUGCCAGCAAAACGUUGCUGGCAGUUAAAAAAUUUUCAACGUUUAACAAGAAGAAUUUUAUGAGUCCCCAGAGUACACAUAGCCCUAGAAGGGUCCUAGAAGGCGUACAUGGGGUGCAUGUAGUGCCUCGUUCGCCAUUUGCAUCUGAAGAGAUUAUUCAAGAUGAGAACUUUCCUAAGUCAUCAUGUGGAGGUUCAGCUUUUGGAGUGAAUUACAUGUUAAUGCAACGAGCAUGGCAGCAAAGACCGCCAUGUUUGAGGCCCAUCCAGGGUUGCAUUCAUGGUGAUCAGCAUCUAUUGGAAACAGUGGCUAAUGUGCUCACUUCACUUCCUUUUAUAGUGCUUGGAGUUAAUACCCCAAGGAAAAAUCUGAACUGUAAGCUAUAUGCAAAUUCAUUAAUUGGAGUUGGAGUUGCCUCUAGUUUGUAUCAUUCUUCGAGAGGAAGGUUUAGGAAAUAUAUGAGAUGGGUUGACUAUACAAUGAUAGCCACUGCUACCGUGUGUCUUUCAAGAGCUCUCAGAGAAGAAAAUCCAAAAAUGCUGAUGGCGGCUUCUGCAUUUUGCCUACCUUUUCAGCCUUUGAUGGUUUCAGCUGUUCACACUGGGAUGAUGGAGGUAGCAUUUGCGAAAAGAGCAUUGAAAGAUCCAGAUUUAAGAAUGGCUCAUAAUGUUCAUAAGAUGUCAUCACUACUUGGAGGAGUGCUUUUCAUUGCUGAUGAUGUGUUCCCAGAAACCCCAUAUCUUCAUGCUGGGUGGCAUCUUGCCGCAGCUGUUGGUGUUGGAACAUGCAAUAAGCUUCUUAAGUAAUUAGUUAAUUAGUUGAUUAGUUCAACUUCGGCAUGUAUAUGGGUAAUAUAUAGGGGUAGAUAUAGGACUUGUUUGGUAUCUCAUUUUUUAUUUAUACAAGUUAGUAUUAUUGUUUGUUAAGCUACAAAACCAAGAGUUGGUGAAAUGAUCAAACUCUGGUUGUGGAUAUUGGAUCAUGGAGAAGAUUUCCGUACAUGGGAGGCUCCACCCUCACCCACAUUUUCUCAAGAUCCUAUCUAGUGAAAGACGCAUCAAUGUAUACAUUAAUUUAAGCCAAUUAAUUAUUAAUUAGCAAUGUAAUUAUUAUUUAGUUCAAAAUCAUCUUGGAUUACCAAUG